Paralichthys olivaceus (Japanese flounder) is the source of this 2928-nucleotide messenger RNA. The record is from RefSeq and is a predicted model, not a curated record. Lineage: Eukaryota; Metazoa; Chordata; Actinopteri; Pleuronectiformes; Paralichthyidae.
CUCAUUUAGGCGGCUAUUUUUGAGCAUCUGGAGGGAAAUUACGCACAGCUCCAAAGCUUUAAAGUGUGAUCUCAGAGGAAGAAAUGUAUGUGGAUUGAUUUUCCCCUGCUCUAUAUCCUCUCAGCAUUCCCUUAGUCAGUCGACGGAUUUUUUUAAUUUUUAAUUUAUUUUUGUGCCAUUACAGCUCAGUAGAGGGUGUCAGAUCUUUCUUAGAGCACCGCGCAAGGAUGAACACGGUCUCCGCGUUCCUCUUUUUGUGAUUCCCGAAUCGCCACAAGAAAAGAAGCAAAGGAGAAAAAAGAGACACAGAGUGGUGGGGGUGGUGUUGGUGUCUGUGCUGGUGCCAGCAGGACAGAGAGAAACGCCGCAAACGAGCGAGGCAAGCACGCCGGAGAAUGUGAGAGGGGGAUGCGGGUGUUUUGCAGCGGUGGCAUCGCCUGUGAAGCUCCAGCAGCAGCGGGGUGUGAAUUCAGCACCGGGGGAGCGGGGACAGCUCCUGACGCCGCAGCGCUGCACGACCGUGGACCGGAGGAGAGAGAGCAGGGCGCGCGGGCUUGUUCACGUUUAUUCCGCCUCCUCGUUGCCAAGCUCCUAUGUCUUGACACCCGGGAAUGAAUCGUCCACGUUGAAAAAUGCUGCUCUGGAUCGUCCUGCUGAAUGCGGCUCUUUGUGUUGCCAGUGGGAAUGUUACAAAGGACGUUUGUAAGGAGCAGAUAUGCUCCUGCAACGACAUCGAGGGGGAUCUGCACAUAGACUGCGAAAAGAAGAGCUUCACCACGCUGCAGCAUUUGACCGGCCCCAGCUCGCAGUUCUACCACUUGCUGUUGCACGGGAAUUCACUGUCCAGGCUCUUUCCCAACGAGUUCGCCAACUUUUACAACGCGGUGAGCUUGCAUUUGGAAAACAACGGCUUGCACGACAUCGUCCCCGGUGCGUUCCUGGGGCUGCAGCUGGUGAAGAGGCUGCACAUCAACAACAACAAGAUACGAUCGUUCAGGAAAAGCACGUUCCUGGGGUUAGACGACUUGGAAUAUCUGCAAGCUGAUUUCAAUCUACUGAGGGACAUCGACCCCGCCGUUUUCAGGGACCUAAAUAAACUUGAAGUGUUAAUCCUUAACGACAACCUCAUCAGCGCGCUACCUAUAAACGUGUUCCAACAUGUGCCCAUUACGCAUCUCGAUCUGCGGGGGAACCGAAUCAAAACGGUGCCUUAUGAGGGGGUCCUCGAGCAAAUACCAGGCAUUGCGGAGGUUUUGCUGGAGGACAACCCGUGGGACUGUAACUGCGACCUGGUUUCUCUUAAGGAAUGGCUGGAGAACAUACCGCAUAACGCGCUUAUUGGGAGAGUGAUUUGCGAGGCUCCCACCAGGCUGCAGGGGAGCGACCUGAACGAGACGUCAGAGGAGGAUCUGUGUCCUUCACAGAGCGGCGGCGUGGACACCAGCCUGGUCGCCCCUCCCACCCAGGAGGAGACCUUGGUCACAGUGGCCCGUGGCCCCCGUCCCACGCCUUACAAGCCCAGCAGAGACGCCAGCGGCCCGCCGACGCCUGGUGGCCACGGAGCCAAGAGCCGCUCCAAAUCUCGUGAGAACUGGCAGCUGAAAACUAAGCCCACUCCAGUGGUGACAGGUGUGAGCAGCGAAAGAGAGCAGCUGCACAACAUUACGUGCCCCCAGCUGUGCAACUGCAAGCUGGUGGGCUCCAGACAGGGGCUGGGGGUCAACUGUGAGGGCAAAAAGAUCGAGAGCUUAUCCAACCUCAAACCCAGGCCCUUGGCAGCGCAUGAGUUGAACAUGAGAGAUAAUAACAUACAUGGAGUGAAGAAGAACCAGCUGUUGGCCUACUCCAGCCUCAACCAGCUGGAUCUGGGUGGGAACAACAUCAAGAUGAUUGACAACGGUACUUUCCAGAACCAGAGCGAGCUCAGGUGGCUUUAUAUGGAUAAGAACUAUCUGGAUACACUGAUAGCAGAGAUGUUUGUGGGCCUUGUGAAUCUGGAAUAUCUCAGUUUGGAAUACAACGACAUCCAGCUGAUAGUGGCAGGUGCGUUCGGGCCCAUGCCCAAUCUGAGGGUUCUGCUCCUCAACAACAACUUGCUCAAGUCUUUACCCGUGGAUGCUUUUCUUGGGAUUUCUUUAUCCAAAAUUAGCCUGCAUAAUAAUUAUUUCCCCCACCUCCCUGUGGCUGGCGUCUUAGACCAGCUCAAUUCAAUCAUACAGAUCGAUUUGCACGGGAACCCCUGGGAUUGCUCGUGCAACAUUGUGCCCUUCAAGCAGUGGACGGAGAAACUCGGUGCCGAGGUGAUAGUGGGCGAUCUCAAGUGCGAGUCCCCAGAAGAGUUCUGGAAACGAGAUUUCCGCUACGUCCGGAACGACCUCAUGUGCCCGAGACUCUAUGACCGAAUCUCCCCCACCUCGCUCUCCAAAAACAGCACUUUCACCCUGGACUCGGGGACACGCUCAAACUCUUACUUGGAGCCCAACAGGGUCUCCAUCUCCGUGCUCGUCCCUGGGCUGCUGUUGGUGUUCGUCACGUCCGCGUUCACUGUUGUGGGAAUGCUUGUCUUUAUUUUGCGGAACCGAAAGAGGUCAAAGCGAAGGGACGGGAACUCGUCCGCCUCCGAGAUCAAUUCCUUGCAGACAGUGUGCGACUCGUCUUAUUGGCACAGUGGGCCUUAUCACGCAGACGGGGGCGCGCACCGGGGCUUUGACUGCAGCACGCACCUCUCCACAACAAAUGAUGCGUAAGAAUUAAAGGGGGGGACUUUCGUACAAUAAACCUGGAUUACAAACAGUCACAUAGGACAAGGACUGACAAAUGACAAAAAAUCAGCAAGAAUCCCCUGAUUUUGUUCAUCAGGGGGAACACAGACUUGUUAAUGUCUUAUUUUCUCCAGCUGAAGCAAGUAAGUCAGUCUGCUGCUGCACA